AUGGCACUUGUUGACAAUAGAAUUGUUAACAGACAAGAUGCUCUAUUAGGAGUUGUACAAGGAAAUUUAGCAUAUGGUAAAUUUAUGUUCACCGUCUAUCCUAAAUUUGCUUUACAUAGAGAGUCUAGAGAUUUUGAUAAAUCUUUAAGCUUUAUACACCAAUGUGAAAGAAAUGAGCUUAUGGAACCAGGAGCAAGUCUCUGUUUGGCAAGCAAACACGUUAUACCUGAAAGUCUAUGGGAAAAUACUCCUAAAGAUAUCAAAGUAACAAUUGCAAACCAAGAAUCUAUCAAAAUAGACAAAGUUUGUAGAAAUCUCGUUGUCUAUUUAUCAGGAGAACCAUUUCCUAUUCCUACAAAUUAUCAACAGGAAUCUGGUAUGGAUUUACUCUUAGGAAACAAUUUCUGUCAACUAUAUGGUCCAUUUACCCAAUGGCUUGAUAGAAUAUCUUUUCAUCUUAAUCAAGAAAUGAUUUUAAUCAAAAAAGUAACAAAAGCUCUUCAAGUAGGAAAACCAGAAUUUCUUGAGUCUAUGAAGAAGAAUACGAAAGUCAAAGAAAUACCUGGAACUAAUAUAGCCCAGGAAAUCAUAAAAAUUGAUGAAAAAUGUUUUUUAUUAGACAUACAAAAAUAUCACAUGAUUGAAAAUCUACUUGAAAAAGUAUGUUCUGAAAAUCCAAUAGAUCCAGAAAAAUCAAAAAAUUGGAUGAAGGCUUCUAUUAAACUAAUAUAUCCUAAAACUAUCAUUAGGGUAAAACCUAUGAAAUAUAGUCCUCGGGAUAGAGAAGAACUUAGUAAACAAAUCAAAGAAUUUGUUGAUUUGAAACUAAUUAAACCAAGUAAAUCUCCUCAUAUGUCUCCUGCAUUAUUAGUCGAAAAUGAAGCAGAAAAAAGAAGAGGUAAAACACGAAUGGUUGUUAACUAUAAGUCAGUUAAUAAUGUCACCAUUGGAGAUAGUCAUAAUCUUCCUUGUAUGCAAGAAUUACUAACCCUUUUAAGAGGAAAAGCUAUAUUUUCUACUUUUGAUUGCUGUUAG
This is a messenger RNA of Erigeron canadensis, 1035 nucleotides long. RefSeq lists its product as uncharacterized. The coding region runs from base 1 to 1035 and encodes 344 amino acids. The record is from RefSeq and is a predicted model, not a curated record. NCBI's taxonomy places the organism in Eukaryota, Viridiplantae, Streptophyta, Magnoliopsida, Asterales, Asteraceae. The transcript is spliced from 2 exons. Gene Ontology annotation, molecular function: aspartic-type endopeptidase activity. Gene Ontology annotation, biological process: proteolysis.